CUAAGUAGUGUCAGCAGACACAUUUUUGAAGUCACUCAGCUCUCAGUCGCUUCCUUUAUACUUCAGGAAUCGGCAAGUCAUCAUGUCUCCCUCUGACACCGAUGAGAUUUCUGCCCUCCUCCACGCUUACGGCAACGCUCUGAAAAGCCGAAACGUGGACGAAGCAGUCGCUCUUUACACGGAAGACGGGGUCAUCAUGCCGCCGCACUUCUCGGCCAGUACAGGCACUGAGGCUCUACGCGAUUCAUACACACGCAUUUUUGCAACCAUUCAGCUCGUUAUCACCUUUCAAAUUGAAGAGAUCGUUGUUAUGUCUCCGGAGUGGGCUUUUGCCAGGACAACGGCUGAAGGAACGAAAACGAUACUUGCCACCCAGGAGUCUGAGCCACAUGCGAAUCAGGAAUUGUUCAUCUUGAAGAGGGAGCAUGGGAAGUGGCUGAUCGCUAGAUAUGCCUUUUCUAGCAUGAAGCCGUUGGUGCAGAAUGGCAUUCGACGAAGUUAGGAUUCUGGGUUAGCUGUUGAUGUGUCGGAUAUGGAUGAUGAUACUUUUGAUGGGCUUGUUAAAUUAUAGCUUUGCAACGACAAAAAAGUGAAGGAAAGUAAACACGCGUUUACAAGAGAGAGCGGUUCCUUGUGAUUUUCGGUCAGUACUUCUAUGUUCGGGGCAGCAAUGAUAAUCUGAC
Messenger RNA from Aspergillus vadensis CBS 113365, 683 nucleotides. Its product is annotated as YybH family protein. The record is from RefSeq and is a predicted model, not a curated record. The transcript is spliced from 2 exons. The coding region runs from base 83 to 502 and encodes 139 amino acids. Lineage: Eukaryota; Fungi; Ascomycota; Eurotiomycetes; Eurotiales; Aspergillaceae.